This is a messenger RNA of Corvus hawaiiensis (hawaiian crow), 5275 nucleotides long. It is a transcript of the gene IL13RA2, whose product is annotated as interleukin 13 receptor subunit alpha 2. The coding region runs from base 3647 to 4825 and encodes 392 amino acids. Gene Ontology annotation, biological process: cytokine-mediated signaling pathway. The record is from RefSeq and is a predicted model, not a curated record. Gene Ontology annotation, molecular function: cytokine receptor activity; protein binding. NCBI's taxonomy places the organism in Eukaryota, Metazoa, Chordata, Aves, Passeriformes, Corvidae. The transcript is spliced from 8 exons. Gene Ontology annotation, cellular component: external side of plasma membrane.
GCAAAGAAAUACGGAAAACUGAGGUCUCCACGCACCAGAAAAAUAAAUAUUGAUACUGAGUAUUGCUAGAGAGUCUGGAUUCCUUCCAUUAUUUCCUGAAAUCCCGUAACAGCCACAAGUGUUUAAUUUAUGAAUGCAAAGAAGGGAUUUUUUUCCUUGCAACACUCAGUCUGUUGCCAAUGCCCUGUGUUCCUUUUCCUGGCACUUGACCUUGUGGUGACAUCCCCUUUCCAGUGCAAUCUGUAACACUGCGCUGGAGGCCACUGGUCUGCUUGGAAUUACUGAGUCCUUUAUCCCAGCGCCUUGGAAAGAGCUUGUUUAAUGCAAGUUUUGUAAAAGAGACUGAUUUCCCUGAAACAUGAGGCAGUUAAAAGGCUUUUACAAAUCAUCCAUUUUCCACGCCACUGGCAAUUUCAAAACUAUCCUUUUGGAUCAAAUGAAACAUGCUAUUUCACACCAAAUGGUGUCUUCAUAGCUGGAACCUUUCAGUUGUUACUUCAGUGAUUAGAAAGCUGCUUCUAAACAUGGAGGUUGCAAAGUUGAAAGCUUUUAUUUUGAACUAUCACGUCCCAAUAUUUUAAUCUAGCUUGACAAUGGAUUGCUUGACAGAACCAAUUUAGCACAAAUGGGAUGAAUAUAUCAAAUAUAUUUUAACCAAAAAGGAUUUGGCCCAUUUUUUAUAUUUAGCUCCACUAAUGGUCUUUGCCAACUGCUUUGCCAUUUGCAAUGAAAUAUUUCAGCAAUGAUGCUGCUGUUCCUUUAUUUCCUCCAGCAGAAGCAGAUUUUUACAGAAGAGCUUUUUAAUUUCUGCAUGCAGCUGCAUAUCUGUCAUAGUCCAAGAUCCCAGCUCAGGGGAUUCUCAGCUCUUUGAAAUCUCUCAUUCAGCCUGGUGGCACCUUCACAAGUUUGCAUUCCCCUGGCUUUAGUGCUUUUAUUAAUCUUGCCCCAGAGAGCAGCUGUGAGACUCUGGGAGCUGACCAUGCUCUGGGAGGAGGAGGAAGCUCCUGUGAGAUGGUUCUGAGCACACAGAGACUCCAGGAGUCACUCACCCAGCUGACAAAUCCUAAAAAACCUCAUUCAUGAGCAAACCAGAUGAGUCACCCUCCAAAUACUGUUGCAAGAGGGAAGGCAGACAAUCAAAGGGGAAACAGUCCCUGUGGCUUUGCUCCUUGCUGUGCUCAGGGGAGUUUUGCUGCUGCUACCAGGGGCCUCCAAGGACAGGUGGGCACGGGGGACACAGGGCAGGCUGAGCCCCGCCAGCAGUGAUGCCACCAGGUUCUGCUCAGUACACAGAGCUCUGGCAGGACACCCUCCCCAUUGUGUGCAGGGCUUGCUGGUGAGCCAGAGCUGGCUUGGUUUUAUUUUCGUCUUCUUCCAUGAGCUUAUCAUCACCUUAUGACGGAUUUUUUUUUUUUUGCAACUUAAUCGCAUUUACAGAACAGUUACUAAGAUGCAAAUCACCUGCCUGUCCCUGCCCUGACUUCGGGGCCCUGAGGCUCUGGUCCAGCACAGCCAGGGAUUGUCCCUGCCUGUCUCACAGGUUGUUGGGACACUGCUCAAGCUCCAGUCAGUAAGGGUGGUACCAGCUAAGGUCUGAGUCCUGUGCAGAGGUGUGCCCUGGGCCACUGAUGUCUCUCCCACCCACGGGCAGUGCCUCCCCUCAGCUUUGCUGGAAUAGGGCAUGGAUCCCCUCUGGUGUGCCCUCAGCUGAGCUCCUCCAGGACCAGCUUGGAGGUUGCACCAACACUGGCAGGGGCAGGAACAGAGCAGGAACAGCAGGUACCAGCACAAGCACAAGGAGAGGAUGAGAAAAGCAUCUGUUGUUCACAAAGGGAGUUGUUCUGAGCAGGAGGGUGGCCAGAGCAGCUGGACCAGCAGGCACUGCUCAGUGCAGACCUGCACUCUCUGCUCCUUCCUGGGUGCUCCAGCGCUGCUGAUUGUGGUGUGGAGUCCUAUCGCUGCAAAUCCCAGCUAUGCAUUUUUGUCCAAUCUAAUUUUCUCAGGAAUUGAGCCUGUUCUAGCAUUCGGGAACUGGCAUUCACUCUGCUGGCAAAUGCUUCUUAUUUGUUCCAAACAAUGUGUCCAGUGUGACCUUUUCUGCUUAAAUAGCUUACACAACGAGAAUACAUUAAUGCUCAAUUCUAAUCUUGCAUAACUCUGAAAGCAAGGCCAUACAUUUACAAGCAGCAAGGGACUUUUUUUGCCAUUCUUUGCACAAAGUAAGAAGGAAAAGCCAGCACUGUGCAAUUCCAGUGAAGGGACAACUCACACAUAACUCCCUUACCCCCAAAAUUCACAGGGCUCUCAAGGAGAGAGUUUUAGCACUACACAUUUCUGCAUGUCUUCACACACACACAGAGACAUGCAGAGGACAGCUGGCACCUGGAAAGGGGCCUCGUCUUGCCUUUGCUGCUCCAAAACAUUCUCAUGGACUACGGCUGGGAAGGGAUAACACAUUCAUUCAGGCCUCAAAUCAAACAGCGAUACCGUAAGACUUGUGCAGGUGCUUGGAGCACAUUUUUCUUCCCAGCAAGAAGCACUCCUUCAGUUCCUGGUGCCAUUUCUCAUCUCCUUUGUAUGGCUGAAUUCUUUCUCAAGAUGCCUAAAUUUGGCCAUGGGAAGAGUCAGCCUGAGCCACAGCCUGCUGCUUGUCAGGGCAUGUGCACCACAGCUCUGCUCUUCCCAAAACAUCCCCCUUGUCCCUCCUGGAGGGGAGCUGCUGCAGUCAAAUUCCUUCAGCUCACAAGAGGCAACACAGCCAUAACUGACUCGUGUGUUCCUGGCCAUGACCUUGAAUGGUCCUUAGAGCAGCAGGAACCAUCAGAUUCCUUUUUUCAGUAACAGAUUUCUCACCUGGGAUAAACCAGGUCUAGUUGAAGCACCUGCUCCUUGCAAGAGUUCUCCAGGCUGGGGCAAGGGAGGGCUUGCAGGGUGAUGCAGGAAAGCAGGGGUGAAGUAAAUGGUGGCAGGCAAGGCUGUAGAAGGCUCAGGGCUGAUAUGCCUGGCCACAGCAGAGGGGCGAGGGGAGGGAUAAUUCACUGUAUUUCCUGCAGAGCCCCAGGAGCCAGGAGAGGCUGGAUUUUCUCCAGAGCCAGCAAGCUUAUGGGAAGGCUCUGUGGUGGGGAUGGCCCUGGGGACCCCCAGGUAGAGCCACGUGGGCUGAGACGAUGAUUGGGGCUGCAGUGAGUGGUGGGGCUGUGGCUGCCAGCUGCUGGGGACAGCUGUGUGCCUCCAGCAGAGAGCCUGCACUGGUUCUGCCAUUUGGUUUUCAUCUUAAUUAAUCACUUCAGUAUUUCAAACAUACCUUUGACCCACUUGAGUACAUAACAGCAACAAUUAACACCAGCACCUCAUAAAUCACGGCAAUGUUCCCUCUGGUGCUUAAUAAAGCCUCUGACCGUGUGGCCGAUGCCGUUACAUUGCAAUGUGAUUUCUGAUCCCUGGGGAGAGCAGAGAGGAGUCUUUAAAAACCACAAGAUUUCUGUGAAAUACAAAGCUUUGAGCAGAGCAGACAUGAAGCUGCUGAGGAGCCCUACACUCCUGAGGUAGAUGGGCUCCCAUGCACUUAGAGGUCCAGCCCCCUCGCACCCACGCUGCUGGACUGCUCUUCUGACCUGCCCCUGGCCAGUGGAACCCCUGACCUCUGAUGGCUCCCUGGAGGCUUCCCGUGCUCCCCGUGGCUCUGGUGUGGGGCUGGGUGUUGGCCUCCUCCUCCCCCACCACAGUUGCUCCCCCACGAGACCUUCAGAUCACUGACCCUGGGCUCCUGGGUUCUCUGGAUGUAGAGUGGAAGCCUCCACCCCACGUACAAACCUUCAACGAAUGCACGGUGAAAUACAAGUUUGAAUAUCGCAACAGCGGGGACAGAGACUGGAAGGUUAUUUUUACUAGGAAGCUAAAAUUCAGAGUUGGAUUUGACCUCAGCAGGACCGCUGAAGUGAGGCUGCAGACACUGCUCAAAGGGUGGUGUACAGAUGACGUGGAAGUGCAAAGUGACUGGAUUUAUGCCACCUUUCAGGUCCCACCACAAGGAAAACUGGAAUCAGAGGUCCAGAAUUUCCACUGCAUCUAUCAUGACUGGGAAUACCUGAAGUGCAGCUGGCAGCCAGGUCUCCUCACACCUCAUGGCGUACAUUAUGGGCUGUAUUAUUGGUACGAGGGGCUGGACCACGCGGUGCAGUGCGAUCACUACAUCCAGGAUCGCGGCGUGAACGUUGGCUGCGUGCUGAGAAACCUCAGCCAGGCAGAAUACCAGGAUCUGAACAUUUGUGUCAAUGGUUCAGCAGCAGCCACCCUGCUACGGCCACUGUACACCACCCUUCGCCUUCACAACCUCGCAAAGCCCUCAGCCCCGAAGCAGCUAGUGGUUUCCAUGUCUGCAGCUGAGGAGCUCCUCGUGGCCUGGAGCCCGCCGGGAGGGAGAAUGCCGCCACACUGCCUGGAGUACGAGGUGCAGGUGGCAGAAGAUGUGGGGGAAGCCACGGCUGCCUGGGCGUUUGUGUCGACCCAAAUGGAAACUGCUUUAACGAUUUCCAGAGCAAACCAAAGCCACGUUUCAUGUGUUCGUGUCAGGGGGAGAACAAAUAUUUUUUGUGCUGACCAGGGCUUUUGGAGUGAAUGGACACAGGAUUGUUUCUCUGGUAUGGAGCUCAAAGUAAACCGUGUUUCUUCUACAUCCUUUAUAAAACCUGUUUGGGUGCAAGUGCUGAUGGCUGCCAUGGCAUCUGCUGGUGUCCAGCACUGGAGGGGGGAUGCUGCCUUAGUUACACCUUCAGCCUCCUCCAGCACAGCCAUUCCUACAGCUUUGCAUCUCCAGUGCAGUUAGCAGGCAAGCCCCAAAAUAUUAAUGCUUCUGCAGCAGCACCUUUCCCUGCUGCAUGGGGACAGCUGGGGUGGAGGAGUGACUGCUGAGCAAGAGAGGGCACGGGGUACUUGCAGUAUCUCCACAGGGCAUCCUGCUGCCUGUCCUGCACCACAGAUCAGCUCCUUUGAGCCCUGUAGGCUGUCUUGGGCUGUCCUUGUGUGCACUGGUUCUGGUGCAAGAUGCAGAAGGCAGGGGAGAGGCACAUAGCAGUGACUGCAUCUAUUUGCAGGAGAUAUAUGACCCUGAAGGAGGAUGUUAGCCCACCCAGUAGCAUAUACCUGUAGCAAACAAACAAAUGAAUAAGUAAAUAAAAACAUGUAGGGUAAUGUGGACACGAUGAGAUCUGAGCCCAAGCUUUGUAGGAGGUAAUACAAUCAGUUCUAACAUCUUCUUACUUCCUGUCAUUUAUCU